AUGGCGCUUCUGAAAACCCAAUCAGUCUCUCGUUACAUUCUGUAUUUUAUAUUCAUCGGCAAUUAUUGUGUGUCCGGCGGAGGAGCGGUCGAAUUUCCGGCGCCGACAGUCCAUGAAAUUCUCCAUCUAUACGGGUUUCCAAGGGGACUAAUGCCCCGUUCUGCCAAGGGCUACACUUUGUCCGCCGACGGAACUUUCGAAGUGGAGCUUGAAGGGAUCUGCUAUGUCCAGUUCAAGGAGCAGCAUCUCGUCUAUUUUGAUAAAGUGAUUAGAGGGAAGCUCAAGCAUGGCUCUGUUUUCAUUAUGUCAGGGAUCCAGACAAAGAAGUUCUUCUUUUGGGUUCCCAUCACCGGAAUCUAUGUCCAGGAGAUAACCGGAAUGCUUGACUUCCACGUCGGACCUCUGUCGGAGAAGAUCCCGGCCAAGCAGUUCGACAAAAUUCGCAAUUGUCUGAAGAAAGGUGAAAGGAAAUGGAAUGAAAUCGGAGGAGGAGGAGUUGAAUCAAUCUAG
Messenger RNA from Impatiens glandulifera, 510 nucleotides. RefSeq lists its product as uncharacterized. The record is from RefSeq and is a predicted model, not a curated record. The transcript has a single exon. The coding region runs from base 1 to 510 and encodes 169 amino acids. Lineage: Eukaryota; Viridiplantae; Streptophyta; Magnoliopsida; Ericales; Balsaminaceae.